UAUCACUAUCCGGUCACAUGAUCUCAGUUUUCAUCGGCGAGUGAGCGCGCUCCCGCUUGCCGAUAUUAUCCGAGAGCGCGUGCACGGUAGAGGACCGGGAGGCUUUGUGUGAAGAGAGCCGGCUGUACUGUCACCCGGGAGGAGGAAGGAGAGCGGACACGUCGCACAGCGGGUGUAAUGGAGGCUCACGAAGAGGCUGUGUCUGAGGCUCCCCAGGACACAAUGGAGGUCAAUCCAGAAUAUCUGAAGCAGCUGAGAGAUCUGGAUAUUCCAGAAGAAGAGGCGAAGAAGGCUCUUAUUCUGACCGGGAACAUCUCUGCUGAGGAGGCGGCCAUGUUUUACUUUGAAAGCUUAGAAAACCACAAUCUGUAUGCAGAUGAAGAUGAAAUGUUUUACAAAAUGGUCUUUGUGGUGAACAUGGAGCUCCCUAUGGGGGUUGGGAAGGUUGCAGCACAGGUUGGGCAUGCAGCAAUCGGCUUAUAUCAACUUCUCUUAAAGGAUUCUAAGACCAAGGAGAUGGCUGAUAAAUGGGAUGUGUUUGGGGCUAAGAAGGUUGUCCUUCAAGGUGCAAGUGCAGCUCACCUAAUGCAGCUACAGGCUCUGGCAAUAAGUUUGGAUCUUCCAACUUACCUGGUGCAGGAUGCUGGUAGGACUCAGAUUGCAGCUGGUUCACACACCGUCCUCGGCAUCAUGGGCGAAGAAGAGAAUGUGAAUAAAGUAUCUGGAAAAUUGAAAUUACUGAACUGAAGGCUAGCAACGCAAGCAGGAGAAAUCCAUGUGCUGGCAUUAGAGGGAAGGCCAUCACGAUGUUCUCAGAAACUUCCUUCUUAGCGCAAAGAAGCGGGAGAUAGCGUCAGGACCAGUCUUGUUCCAGCAGGCGAUGUUUUACCUACACCACCUCUCGCACAAUGGAAAUGUAACGGCGAUGGGAGUAGAUACAUGAACCUGCCAAUAAGAACUAGUGGAAGAGCGCAGCGGUCAGUGUUAGUAUUUAUCGGAAACGGCAAGCCUCAUUCAUCAAAGCAUCUAAAGAUAGAGCUGUUUAUGUUGACCCCGUAGAAUAGGAUCCAAUCAAAAUAUCAGUUUCAUCCUUUUUUUCUUUUUUUUCACAGAUCAGCAGUUUUGUUACCCUGGUGAAUUGUAGUUUGCUGAUCUGGCAGAUUUAUGCAGUACCACGGUCUGUCUAAAUCUGGAAUGUGGUUUGCCAUUACAAUGGAAGAUUGCAAAUCCGUUUACCCAUCCUUUGUUUUCUGGUUUACAUUUGAAACUGGUCAGGGGUAACAUUUUCUGCAUGUUAAUAUAUUUUAGACGUGAUAUGUGAGUGUCGCUAAAGCUUCUGGCUUGUGUUUUUAAAACAAAGCCGUCUUAUAGUGGACUCUAAUCUUUACAGGCCAGUAAACUAGAAUACAAGGAGCUUUAUGGGAAAUAAAACUGCUAAUACUGUUCACAAACAAUCAUGUAAAAGUUCCCAAAACUG
Rana temporaria (common frog) is the source of this 1477-nucleotide messenger RNA. Its product is annotated as probable peptidyl-tRNA hydrolase 2. Gene Ontology annotation, cellular component: mitochondrion; cytosol. The transcript has 7 exons. Gene Ontology annotation, molecular function: peptidyl-tRNA hydrolase activity; protein binding. Bases 178 to 747 code for a protein of 189 amino acids. Lineage: Eukaryota; Metazoa; Chordata; Amphibia; Anura; Ranidae. The record is from RefSeq and is a predicted model, not a curated record.